AUGCGUGCCAAAGUUGACAAGCUCAAAGCCAUCGGCUUUAUCUGGGCAGCUACGUACCCUAUCUGGCUUGCCAACUCAGUCAUGGUUCGGAAGACCACAAGAAGAUGGCGGAUGUGUCAGGACUAUACCGACUUGAACAAGGCUUGUCCGAAGGACAGUUUCCCCUUGCCGAGAAUCGACCAGCUCGUCGACGCCACCGCUGGACACGAGCUGCUCAGCUUCAUGGAUGCCUAUUCAGGAUACAACCAAAUCUUUAUGGACCCUGCCGAUAGAGAGCAUACGGCAUUCAUCACCGACCGCGGAUUGUACUGUUACAACGUCAUGCCCUUAUCAACGUCUCGUCAACCGGAUUUUUGCUAA
This is a messenger RNA of Prunus armeniaca (apricot), 360 nucleotides long. The record is from the annotation of a GenBank genome assembly. Lineage: Eukaryota; Viridiplantae; Streptophyta; Magnoliopsida; Rosales; Rosaceae.